AUGCCUAAAGAAUUUCAGGUUGGAAUGAAGCUGGAGGCCGUCGACAGGAAGAACCCUUCCUUGGUGUGUGUGGCGACCAUAGCAGAUAUUGUUGAAGAUCGCUUGCUAGUGCAUUUUGACAAUUGGGAUGAUAGUUACGGUUACUGGUGAGACACCAAUGUGUUUUAUUUUUGUUCCCCUGACAUUCAUCCAGUAGGCUGGUGUGAAAAGACCAAACAUAAAUUACACAUCCCUAAGGGUUAUCCUGAUCCAGAAAAUUUUUCCUGGACAGAAUAUCUGGAAGCUACUCAAACUAAUGCAGUGCCUGACAAAGUUUUUAAAAUGGUUCAUUUUGAUGGUUGGGACCACAAGUAUGACUACUGGGUAGAGGCAGACAGCCCUGACCUCCACCCAGUGAGGUGGUGCGAUGUCACAGGACAUCCCCUGGAGGUGCCACAGCGAGCAAAUGAUGUGAAAAUCCUUCCAGGUCAAGCUGUUUGUCCUACUCCAGGGUGCCGAGGAAUAGGCCAUAUCCGUGGUCCACGUUAUUCAGGACAUCACAGUGCUUUCGGUUGCCCGUAUUCGGACAUGAACUUGAAAAAGGAGGCAACACUUCUUGAUCGUCUGAGAGAACAAACACAGGCAAAUUUGGAAUCAGAUUCUUCAUAUUCAAAAUCGAAAAACCUCUGUAGCUUGAAAUUCAAUGGAAAACAUGAAAAGGUGAACAGUCAGCCCAGACUUGUACAGCAGGCAAAGUGUUUGAAAAUCAAAGGAAAAGAAGAUAUUGACUUGGAUAAUCUCUUCAGAGAGUACUCGGCUGGGCAGACGCAGCAGGCGCUUCACCAGUCGGUCUUCAUGUCAGCCGUGUCCGCCCGCCCUUUCCGGGACCUUCCCCUCGGCAGGGAGCAGCACUGCAAGCUGCUGCCAGGUGUGGCUGACAUCCAGGCGAGCCAGGUGGCCCGGUGGACGGUGGAUGAGGUGGCUGAGUUUGUACAGUCUCUUCUGGGCUGUGACGAGCAUGCUAAGUGCUUUAAGAAAGAGCAGAUCGAUGGCAAAGCCUUCCUGCUCCUGACACAGACAGACAUUGUCAAAGUCAUGAAGAUCAAACUGGGUCCAGCACUGAAGAUUUAUAAUUCUAUCCUGAUGUUCAGGAAUUCCCAGGACCUCACUGAAGAAGACCUCGUCUCAGGCCAGGAAGUCAGGGGAUAA
Propithecus coquereli (Coquerel's sifaka) is the source of this 1188-nucleotide messenger RNA. It is a transcript of the gene L3MBTL4, whose product is annotated as l(3)mbt-like 4 (Drosophila). The record is from RefSeq and is a predicted model, not a curated record. The transcript has 10 exons. Gene Ontology annotation, molecular function: protein binding; zinc ion binding. Gene Ontology annotation, cellular component: nucleus. Gene Ontology annotation, biological process: regulation of DNA-templated transcription. NCBI's taxonomy places the organism in Eukaryota, Metazoa, Chordata, Mammalia, Primates, Indriidae.